This is a messenger RNA of Polistes canadensis, 3398 nucleotides long. RefSeq names its product structural maintenance of chromosomes protein 5 (gene SMC5). Gene Ontology annotation, molecular function: ATP binding; ATP hydrolysis activity. The coding region runs from base 191 to 3340 and encodes 1049 amino acids. Gene Ontology annotation, biological process: double-strand break repair via homologous recombination. NCBI's taxonomy places the organism in Eukaryota, Metazoa, Arthropoda, Insecta, Hymenoptera, Vespidae. Gene Ontology annotation, cellular component: Smc5-Smc6 complex. The transcript has 14 exons. The record is from RefSeq and is a predicted model, not a curated record.
UAAUUAUUAUUUGAUAAAUAUGCAAUAAUGUACAUAAUGUAUAAUUUAAGUAUAAGUUUCAAUUGAAACAUAAUCAAGGUAAAAGAGAUGUGAAUACUGGAAAUAUUUAAUAGAUCAAUUUUAAUAGUCUCGAUCAUAAUACAAGUAAUUUCUUUCAAAUUUAUAAACGUACGAGAUUUUAAAAAAUGCAAUGGAAGGUAACAUUAUUGAAAAGGGUAUAAUAAAACAAAUCUAUCUUGAAAAUUUUGUAACUUAUAACCAGGUUAUCAUCAAACCUGGAAGAAAUUUGAAUUUAAUCAUUGGUCCUAAUGGCACUGGAAAAUCAACAAUUGUAUGUGCAAUUGUACUUGGCUUAGGAGGUAAACCUAACAUUAUUGGUAGAGCAUUAUAUGUUAAGGAUUAUGUCAAGAAUGGUUGCAAUGAAGCAAAAAUAGAGAUACAAUUGAAGGAGAAUUGUACAAAAUUUGUGACAAUUACAAGAAUAUUUAAUACGUCUGGGAAAACAUUUUGGUUGUUAAAUGGACAAUCCAGCAACUAUGCAGAUAUACUAGAAAUAACACAUAGUUUUAAUAUUCAGGUAGAUAAUCUAUGUCAAUUUCUUCCACAAGAUAAAGUUCAUGAUUUUUCAAAAAUGAAUGCCCAAGAAUUAUUAGAAAACACAGAAAGAUCUGUUGGAAAUCCGAUAUUAUUAGAAUACCAUAUGAAAUUGAAAGAAUAUCGUAGUGAACUUAAAGAGUUAGAAUCAAGAAUAUUAACUAAACAACGCAUAUUAGAAACUAAAUCACAACAAUAUGAACAUUUAAAGGGAAUUGUAAGUACUAUCAAAGAAAAAAAAGCAAUAAAGAACAAAAUUAUAACUUUAAAACAGAAGAAAACUUGGAUGUUAUACGAUCAAAAGAGAAAGCGUUUGGUUGAAGCAAAAAAGAAUAGAGAUGUAGCUGAGAAUAAGGUGAAAUCUUUAGAAGCCAAACUUAUGCCCCUAAAAAAUAUGAUACAGAAAAUACAAUCGGAUAUUAACAUGCAGCAAAAUAUAAUAAAUGAAUAUAAUAAAAAUAAAAUCAUUGAAAAAUCAUCUAAAGCUAAUGAAGUAAUGAUUAACAUUCUUAAAGUUGAAAACGAAAUUAAAGAAAGUGAAAAUGAAUGUUCAGGUAGGAUACAAGCAGAACAAAAUCGCAAUCAGGAUAUAAAUCUUGCACAGCAGCAAAAAAGCAAAUUAGAUAACGAUUUAAGUCUAAUGAUUAAAGAUAUUGGUUCAGAAGAAUCAUUAGAAAUAAAACAAAGAGAAAUUUUGGCAUGCUUGGAAAAACAAAAAGAUGUUAAUAUUAAAUUGGCAAAUCAGAUGACCACUUGUAAACAUGAGUAUGAACGAAUUGAACGAGAAAUUAGAACUUUAACAGAAGAACAGAAAUCCAUUAAAAUUGAGGCAAAGCGACUAGAGCUUUUAAGACAGAGAAGUCCUGAUUCAUAUAAAGGUGUACUUUGGUUGCGUGAAAAUCAAGAUAAAUUUCGGGGAAAAAUAUAUGAACCCAUGCUAACAUUGAUUAAUGUCAAAGAUAUUACAUAUUCCAAAUAUUUAGAAAGGAUUAUUUCUCUUAGAGAUUUACUGGCAUUUGCUUGCGAAAAUAAGGAGGAUAUGAACUUAUUAACAAAAUGUUUGAGAGAUCAACAAAAUUUACAAGUUAACAUAGUACACGCCGAUUCUGAGAAAAAAAUUUACUUAAACCCGAAUAUACCGUUAAAAAAUAUCAGAAGAUUUGGUUUCAAGCAUUAUCUAGCUUCGCUCUUCGAUGCACCGCCUGCUAUAAUGAAAUAUCUAGUAUCAUCAUAUAAUUUGAACAAUAUUCCAAUUGGAUCAUGUGCUGUAGAAGAAAAUGUGGAACAUAUACCGCAUAGUUUAACUUGUUAUUUUAGCGAGGAUCAUAUAUAUUCUGUGAAUAUGUCUAAAUAUACUGGUCAAAAAUCGAUUAAAAAGAUACAAAUAUCUGGAAAUGGAAUAUUAUCGAUAGUAUUAGAUACAAAUAAAUUACAACAAAUGGAAAAUAGGUUGAAAGAUCUUAAGGAGAAAAAAGAAGAAAUGUUAAGUAAGAUAAAGGAAAUGGAUGAAGUUCUAAUUAUAGAGACUAAAAAAUUAGAUAAAUAUCGUGAAGAUCGAACAAAAUAUCAACAAAACAUACAACAAAUUCAAGUUCUUAAAAAUAGAAUAUCUAUAGUUAGUAAAAAAAUCGAAAAUUUAGAAAAUGAACGAACGAGUAAAGAAGACAUUAUAGCGACUUAUAAUAAGCAUAUUCAGGAAAUUGUAAAUAAGCAGUUCGAUAAAUACAAAGAAUAUAAUUUAUUAUUAGGAGAUUGUUUGAAAUAUUCAACAAUGAUUGAACAAGCCAAGUUAACAUUACAUUUGUAUAAACAGAUUUUAUUACAUACGGAAAAUGAUAGCCACGAUUUGAAACAAGAAUUAGAAUCAGCGGAUAAAACAUUCAAAGAAUUAGAAUUAGAAUACAAACCUUUAAAACAAGAAGCCAUUAAAGCAUUUAAUGAAGCAAAAGAUCUUACUAAUGGUAUUAGUCCGCAAGAUGAGGCAUUCAAACUUAUAAACCAAGCAUUUAGUAAAUUACCACUCACAAUUGAAGAAAUAGAUAAGGAAAUAGCUGUAGCGCAAACCAAAGUAUUUUGUAUGAAACAAAGUUUUGAUGCUGAAAUUAUAUUUCGGGAAUUUGAAGAAUUAGAAUCGGUCAUAAAUGAUUUACAAGAAGCCACAGAAAGGGAAAAAUUAAGAUUGGAAUCUAUUACGAAAGAUGUUAUUAUAUUACGAGAAAAAUGGUUACCACCUUUGAAAAAAUUAAUUGAACAUAUAAAUGUGAAUUUUAGUUCAUAUUUUUCAGAAAUGAAAUGCGCUGGAGAAGUUACCUUGUCUCAUGGAGAUAAUAUGAUGGACUUUGAUCAGUAUGGUUUGAAAAUUCGAGUAAAAUUCCGAGAUACAGAUGAACUGCAGGAAUUGACUAGACACCAUCAAAGUGGUGGGGAAAGAUCAUUAACUACUGCUAUUUAUAUGAUUUCUUUGCAAGAAUUAUCUAGAGUACCUUUUCGUUGUGUCGAUGAAAUCAAUCAGGGAAUGGAUGCAAUUAACGAAAGAAAAGUUUUUGAAUUAUUGGUUAAAAUAACAGGAAGGCCAGGUAGUUCUCAAUAUUUUUUAUUGACACCGAAAUUAUUACCGGAUCUCUCAUAUUUUCAAACUGUAACCGUACAUUGUGUUUUUAAUGGUCCAUUUAUGAUAUCAAAUUCAGAAUUUGAUGUAGAAAAGUAUUACAGAGAUAUGGCACAACGUAGAUUAAAUUAUAAUUAGUUUUUUAUAAACUUAUGCGUAUUUAUUACAAAUAGAUAAGUGUAUGGUUAAUUUUAAU